Molecule: messenger RNA, 5008 nt
Organism: Anopheles funestus (African malaria mosquito)
Lineage: Eukaryota; Metazoa; Arthropoda; Insecta; Diptera; Culicidae
Gene: Gp150
Exons: 10
Coding region: 465-3830 (1121 amino acids)
Cellular component (GO): extracellular matrix
Molecular function (GO): protein binding
Source: RefSeq, a predicted model, not a curated record
AAACGCAAGAUGAUCACAUGCAUACUGUUUGGAUGCGUAGAGAAAAAUCCAGUUCUCUCAUACCUUUCAAAGUGAACGCACGCGUGUGUUGCGCGUUCCGCACCGAACACAAUUUCUUCGCACCGAUUGGAAAACUUCCGAUUCGGUUCGGGUCUGAAAAAAUCAAGUGUCAAGCAAAAAGCGUCAACAGCGUUACAGAGGUCGAAUAAAGUUCCCCAUUCAUCGAUAAAGAUAAGCAUCGAGUGAUCGACGACUAGCAAUUUCCGGAAUUACACCGUCUGCCCGUCUGCACUUGUGUUUGUGCAAGUAGUUAGUGUGACAAAUCCACAGGUGUGAGUGUGGUGUCCGCGUGUGUGUGCGUGCAAGUAUUGUGGAAAGUUGCGCCGUAUCGAAAAAUCAUUCGUCUUUCUCACGUCUGCUGCAGCUGGAGGAGUAGAGCUCCCCAGAAAGGUUCAAUCCACACGAUGAGAUGCCAGUACCUACUGGUGGUCACGGUAGCACUAUGUGUGCUUACCGUGAACUCCAGUCCGGCCGUCAAGCCGGACCUGCCGAAGGCGCAGGAUCCACUGUUCAAUAAAAUGCUUGCCGAAAGCACCCGCAUCGUACCGGAUGCACACGAUCCACACUACAACAAGAUGCUGCCGGAUUUGGACGAAAAUCUAAUCGACACCGACAGCGAUGAUGACGACGAGGAGGACGAUGAUAUUCUACCGAAAAAGGCAGCCGAUUUGAAUCCAAUGUAUGCACAAAAAGGCAAACAAGUUAAGCCAGAAGUGUCAACCAUUGGUUCGGUGCCUAUCAACAAGGUAAAAAUCAACGAAGAUAUCGACAGUUACGAGGAGGUACUACUGAAGGGUAACGGCAAGAACGUGGACAUUGAUGAUUGGUAUCAAGUGGAGGAUUUAAGCAGUGAAGUUCAUACCAUCGAUGAAGAUAAUCCUUCCAAAACUACCACCUCUAAACCUACCACCAAAACGGAAGACGAAGACACUUCCGAUGAGUACGAUGAUGAUGAAUCGGACGAAAAGAUCGAUUUCUCCGGUGUAGACAAAGUUCUGGCACAACCACUUAAACCGGUACCAGCAGAGAAGUCGACCAAAUCGUCAGCAACGAGCACGACCGUGAAACCGAAGAGUACCACCGCUGGCAAGCAGAAUGUCGACCAGCAAAAUGUUCGUGACCAGUAUGAUGAAGAUGACGACGAUGACGAGUAUGACUAUAUUGAGUACAACUAUGACGUCGACGAUGACGAUGAUGAGGAUAAUGAUGAUGAUGACGAUGAUGGUGAUGAUGAGGACACGGAAAAAUUGCCGAUAAAGAUGCGAAAGAAGAAGCCUGGUAACAACGUUAACAACGAAGCCAAGAAGAAAACGAGACCAGUUAAGAAGAUAAAGGAUCAGAACAAGACCAACAAGGGUAAUGAUGAAUAUUAUUACUACGACGAUGAUGAUGACGAUGAUGACUAUAACGUGGAGUCGUCAAACAGUACAUACUGUCCACGGGGAUGUAUCUGCGAGCGCAACAUGCAUGCAUACAUGGUUGCCACGUGCAGUCGUUUGGAUUUGGAAACCCAAAAGUUCACCUCACACAUCACCGAUCUGCAGGUGUUGGACGUAGGACCCAAGUACCCGAUCGAACUGGGACCGGAGUUCUUCAAAAAGAUUGGUCUCAGCCACGUCGUCUCGAUCAAAAUCACCAACUGCACGAUCGUUUACAUAAGCCCGCAAGCAUUUGCCGGUCUGGACGAGCUGUACUCCGUUAAUUUGACCAAUUCGGGCAUUGAUAUUAUCCAUCCGGAUACUUUCGCGAACAACACGAAGCUGCGAUUGCUGACACUGUCGGGCAACGAUUUGAGCGCUAUGCAAAGCGUGAAUCAUAACACUCCGUACAUGGACUACAUGCUAAAGGCACCGACCGUGGAAGAGCUGGACAUUUCGCGCUGCAAGCUGCAGGAACUCCAGCCGAACGCGUUCAAUGAGCUUAAGAACAUUAUCUACAUCAACCUGUCGGAGAAUAACCUGAGCAACCUGCCGGAAGGAAUCUUCGAUAACGUGGAAACCAUCGAAGAGCUGGACCUUUCGAUGAACAAUAUUGCCGAGCUGCCGAAGAACAUCUUCACCAAGACGUCGCUAGCGAUCCUGCACCUGAAACACAACAAGAUCAGCAACAAUGUAAAAUUCGUAACGGCCGAUCUUCAGAAGCUUGAUGUGAGCUUCUGCCAGAUUCGCACGAUCAACAACCAAAUGUUCAAGGGCAUGGAGGGACUCACCAAUCUGAUCCUGAAGGGUAACCACAUCGAACAGAUCAAGCCGAUGGCGUUCGUCUCGCUGAACAGCUUGCGUCAGAUCGAUCUGUCGUACAACAAUUUGGAGCAAAUAUCCGCCCAAACCUUCAUCGCAAACAGGAUGCUGGAUAUCAUCCGUAUUAACAACAACCCGCGACUGAAGCGUCUACCGAACGAAGGCUUCGAAAGCUCGUACAAUGGUACGUUCAACGUGUAUUUCAUGGACAUUUCGAACUGCGAUAUUUCUGAGCUGGCGGAUAACACGUUCAAGACGAUGCCACAGCUGACGCGACUGAAUUUGGCGUGGAACAAUCUGCAAACCAUUCGGCCCCCGGUUAUGGCUCAUCUCAGCAAGCUGAUGGAUUUGGAUCUGAGCAACAACAUGAUCACGGAGUUGGAUGAGAAGACAUUCCAGAACAAUCGCAAUCUUAACAGCUUGAACCUGUCCGGUAAUCAAAUGUCUAGCCUUGCUAGCAAGAUAUUCCACCCGCUGCAGUAUCUCAGCGAGUUGGACAUCAGUGAUUGCGAUCUGCGCACCAUCUGGGACGAUUCGUCAGUCAAGGCGAAGCGCGAGGAAGUACUUCCGAACCUGAAGCGUCUGAAUGCAUCGUACAACGAGAUCGCGGAGGUGUUUGUAUCGGAUCUGGAAACGAUGGCUAAACUGCGCGUACUAGACAUCCGUAACAACUCACUGAGCUGCAACGAACGGUUGCCAACGCUAAUCGAUUGGCUGCAAAAGAAGCAGGUAAGAGAGAUCUCGAUGGCCGAUACCGCACAAGAUCAUGUGACACACGCUGAGAUGAGUGUUCUGCGCACGGACAACUCGGCCACACUGAAGCAGUGGGGACAAUUUGCCUGGGAAAUCUGCCAGGGCGGUAACGGUGAUCCAGAUAAUACGCUCUCGUACAGUGAAACGGAGGAAGAUUACGAUGAUGAGGAUGAUGAAGACACCGAGGACGCGGACGCUGAUGUGAUGGCGGAAGCGAACGCCAAAUCAAACAAGAUCGUAGAUAGCAAGAACGAGUUGGAUGAAUACUCGAACGAAUCGGUAGAUAAUGAUAGCGAUGAUAAUGAGGAUGCGGAUAGCGAAGAUGAAGAUGACGAUGAUGACGAAGAUGACGAUGAUGAGGAGGACGACGUGCAGGAGCGUGAAAACAUCCUUGAUGCCGCCAACGGUAUCCAGAGGAUCGAACAGGAUAUUCUCACCGGCAAGCAUAGCACCAACGAUGAGGACGAUGAGGACGAUGGUGAAUACGAGGAUGAUAACGAGGGCACAAACGUGGAUGAAGUCGUCAUAUUGGAGAACGCGUCCAUGUUCGCUCUUUCCACUGUCGCACUGAUGGUUGGUUGUAUCGUAAUCGGCAGUUUGAUAAUGGUGAUGUUGGUGGCUAGAAUCGUUGCCCUGAUCUUCAAACGACGCGGAGAACGCUACCGUCAGGCAUUGCUUGCAUCGAAGAACUCGUUCGUCUACCAAAAGCUGACGGAAGAUAUUGUUACACCGAAUAACCCGAAGGUCCAUCGGUACGAACCGAUCAACCAGGUGUAAAUGUGAGAAAUUAGGAUGGAAUUUGAAGAUGGAGUUUCCAUGCGCGAUCACACUCACACACAUACAUGCCACGCACAAAGUCAACAGGAACACGUGGUGUGCUCUUAGAUUUCGUAAAAAAAAACAUGCAACAGUAAUACAGUCUGUUAUAGCAGUAGCAAACAAUACAAAAUGCAUACUUAAACAAAACACAAGAUCACCGAGCUUCCCGAUCAGUGGUAACCAGCAAGCUGGGAACCAGCGUGUCUCGGGCAACAGCUAUGAUGUACUUAUCGGACAGUAAGCAAAUAACAGAUCGGGCAGCUAACGAUGCAGAUAUUUUUUUCUAUUUAUUAAGUUCUUACUUUCUAACCAUCGAAGCAGCAUUGAUUUCAAAUACUUUCUUCUCCUUGCGCUGAUCCUCAAGACGAAGAUCCGUCUUGCUUGGCAGACUCGCCCAAGGUAGCUUUGUUUGCGAUUCCAACAUAAUGUACCUCCGGCGAUCGAAGAGACGACGGCUCCGUUGGACGGACGGCAUCUCGUAUCCCCGUAUCGAUCCGCUUAAGGAGCCUUUAUUGUAUACUACUAUGUGCGCGUACUUACCGCCGGUAGCAAUCGUGUAGUGGUAGCUUAGUUUUGUUUAGUGCUAUGUAUACUUUUUUUUACAUGUUUUUGGUUCACCAUCUGAACAACAUUCCUAGUUCCGGUUGCAAGAAAAGAAAACAACAAACAUAUCAGAAUAUUUUUUUUCGCAUCUAACGUUGUGAUCAAAGUUUGGUUACAUUCAACCUGAAACUAACAAACGUGAAUCGGUAAUAUUUAUAAACAUGCACCACAGAACAGGCUUCGUUUUAGUGCCAUUUUGUUUUCGAAACACAUCGGGAAGAAACACACCGAUCGUAGUAGAGCUCAUCAUCUUCGAUCACCGGAAGUAUUCUACUUAAUGCCGCUAGCAGCAUCAUUCAAAGCAUCCAAAACCCCCUGUCAAAAAUAUGCAUUUCGAUAUAAUCCCAGGGAAUCGCGCAAUACGUACGUGCAUACACACAAAAGAUCAGUAUCGUAAUAUAUCCGUCUGCAUUUCAGCGAAACACAAAAAAUGUCCAAAAUUCGCAGCAAUAGUGUAUUUACUUUAUAAUUCUGCUAUUUUUAAAUUAUUGAGGUGUCUACCAAAAUAAACCAACAAAAAGGAUUUGAUGAAA